UUGACAUAGCCUUUACGCAAUACAUUAAUAUUGCACCUUUGGCAGCAUUUGCUGACUCAGGUCUUUCUAAAUAUGAUGCCACAAGUUUGGCACAGCUGCAGUAUAUUUGUGCGGUUUCCCUUCAAUGCUAUUUGUGCCACUUCUUACGCUCAGCCUCCAUCAGUAGAUUUAAAUUACAGUGCUUCUAAAAUCGGCUGCUCUAUUCGAUUGUCAUUCACGUGAUCAAAUGGAAGAUAAGUCGGAGCUCAGUUUGAAAAUAAAAACAUAAUUCAUUAUUUGGCCCAUAAUGGAAUACGGUAGUGUGGUGCCUGACUAGAAUUUGAUUACAAGGGUGUUUUUUUUCUCUCUGCAGCCCCAAGGAAGUAUCCUUGAGGAAGGGAGUCAACCCUCAGUUGUUCAAUUUGUCGUCAGCGUGUGAAUGAAGCAGCGGUAGCAUACAUCAUCGUCAUUAUUAUGUGAACGGCCGACUGAGGUGACAUUGGAAAAUCACACCUUGAAGGCAAUGAGUCGCCGUACGAUUAAAGCCUGUCAUAUGGCAUUAUCUCCAGCACUCAGACCAAACGUCCGUCCAAUUUCUGAAGAAGUAUAAAUGAUUACCAUUUCAGGCCUAUUGAUAAUGUAGAUUCAUUAAAAAUCAAGUUCUGUGAAUGCUAAAAAAAUGCCCUAUACAGUAGUUAAACGGGAUAUUGUGUUAUUGUUAUUGCGAAGAUGGUCUGGAACGGAACGUCUGCAAUGGAGAGGCGUAACCGAAGCAAAAAUAAUCAACAGAAGGUCCAAGUGGACCUAGAUCGGUUGACUCUGAAGCAGUCAGGCACCGAUUAUGUGAUUUCUUUUUUUUUGAUUGAAUAUAAUACAGCAGUACUGGUGUGUGGCAGUGCAGAGGGAAGCGUUUGUUAACCACGAGAAAAGCUACCAAUUGCUUCCGUCUCGACCUCAUCAAAUGCGAUUGCUCUAUCAAUAUUUUAUUUUCUCUCUCGAGCAUCCCUGUAGGGACCAAUCUUAAUCCCCAUUUAAUGAAGGUCCCUCCUGUUGCAAACACAGCAUUCUAUCUAUUCCAAUCACCCAUCUUAGGAAAGCUAGUUGUACAUAAAUGCAGCAAAUGACCUUUGUCUUUCUUAGAAUGACUAAGUUACAAUUGAAGAAAAAAGCCAAGAACAAAAUGAAUGAUGAGGCCAACUAUUUCUGACAGGACCAUUAAGCCGCUGCUUCCUCAUUUGAAACUCGCGAGUUGAUGCACUACUUGCCAAAUUCCCAUCGUGGUACCCUGAGUUCUGAAGGUUAAACCCAUUUAAAGGUCGAGAAAUUUGUUGUUUGCGUGCUUCCAACAUCUGUCUUUGCAAUGCACAGACACUGCGACAAAAUUUGUUUGCCUAAACACACUACAGUUUCCCUGGCCUUGAUGCUAAUAUUCCCUCUAAUUUUAUUCUCCGAGCAUUCCUUGAACCAUGGUGAUCAACAUCAGACAUGCACACAUUGACUGUAUCACACCUGUCCAAAACCUGAGAUCAUAUUAAGUUACACGACUGAGGUAUGUUACCAAAAAAAAUAGUGAAGAAGGAUUUGUAGCACAGAUAAAAUUCAGAAUUAAGGAUUUUAUGCACUUUUAUGUUGUGAUUUGGCCGAAAUUGACUUUUUCAGAAAUCUGCAAGUAAAUAUAGGAAUUUACUCAUAUGUUUUAAUAAAUUAUAGCUUAAAUGACUGCUACUUUAUUAUACAAAAUACGUAUAUGAAUUGAAGACAAGAGUGAUGCUUUUCAUUGCAAUAUGUGACAAAUGGUUGACAAGGUCAAACGGUUGCAUAUUAUGAUUACUAUAUUAAUCGCUUUAAAUGUUGAGCUGCUUCAUUUGCUGAUAAUUUCCACAAAUCUUUAGAUGAUGCUAAACAUUAAUAGUCAAAGUUAUGGCUGGUAAAUGACUGCAUUCAUCAUGGGCAUCCAAAUGACUAUACGCCGAAGAUGAAAAUGCAAAAUUCCAAUACAGUUCAGGUUUUAAUUUUAUUACGGCACUGUAUACAUUUGCUAUGCUGGCUCUGAGAGAGCAGUGCGCGGUUUAGAGGGAACAUUUCUUGACGCAUGAAUUACUGUAUUAAUCAUAUAAGGGUAGAAACUAUGCACAUGCUAAUGUUAAUUGCCUUCGUGACCACUAAAUUGCCUGAUAUUGAUGUAAAUCAUCCUCUUUCACGUUUACUCAGAUUUAUUUUCCAUUUAUAUAUCCAUCCACCUCAAAACACUUAACGACAGGCUUGCACUGACAACUGUAGCCAAGCAAAAAGGAAGUUCUGCCUCUUGACUGUGUGUGUGUGCGCGUGUGUGUGUGUGUGUGUGUGCAUGCACCCACCCUCUGAUUUAAUUCAGAUGAAAGUUGCCGCAUUCUGUCAGAGCCCAGUGUGACUGGAGCCACUGCAGAGAGAGAAGGUGCACUGUUCUUGUCUCACCUCACACGUGAGAACAGCAGUGAUUAGUUAGCAGCCACAAAGGUGCAUUUGUUUGGUGAUAUCUUUGAGACUGGCUGUGAUUUAGUGGCAAGUGUGACGGUUUUGGUAUUGGAUUAACAGAAAAGAUUCGGUUCACCGGGAGGGUUCAGCAUGUGACUUCAAUUAAUUGCUUACAAAAAGUAGGAAUAAUGCGUCGAAUCUUUUGUCAUAAAAUUGGUCGUCCAUGUGGAAUUGAUUGUUGCUUAACUCAUUCACUGCUGUGGGCGUUUAUAUACUUCAAUUGGAAUUUAACAGUUUACUGACACCAAUUUAUGUAUUCAUCAAGUAUGUUUUUUUUAAUGGGUUAUUAUUGAGUUUGGAGACUUAGCUUGGAAUAAUAAUACGUGUAGCUACGUAUCACUGAGAUCAUUUCUCAAAGGCAAAACAACCCACAUUUAUUUAGGUGAGGUUUCCAAAAGAUGCAAAGUGGAUAUAGACUGGUUAUCAUUAGAUUAUACAUUGAAAUUGUGUAAAUUGUCCAGUUCUGUUAUUUAGUGCAGUUAUUUUGUCCAGCUUCAUUUUUAUAUUCCGCAUGAUAGAAUAAAAGAAAUGUAUGCUCUCUGUCAGGAAUAUUUGUAAAUGCCAGAAAGUUUUUUUCCCUCCAAAUUGCAUUUCACUAAGAUCCUGUUCAUUGAUGUGUGAAUUGCGAAAACUGUUUGUCAUGAUUACUUGACUCGCUCAAUAUUGUUGUGGAACGGAACGGAAUAUUGAGUACAAAAGAUGAAUGAACAGGUAAUAUGACCGAUGAGGCCUGGUCUUUGGGUUUGUGCAAUUUGUGCAUCAUUUGUUGAACUCAACUUUUAUAUUCUUACAAAUGAAUCCAUAUGCAAUGUUGUUAAGGGCUGCAAGUGCCAAGCUCAUUUCUUAACAGAUAAUCAAUGUUUUUUUUUUAACUAUUGAUCAGCUUCCAAUCUGAUACAACAUUCCCUAUUUGUAAGGCACCGCAGCACUGGUGUGAAUACGUGAUGAUGUAGAUUAGAGGCAGAUGGGAUCUGUCAGCGCAAAUGAGACCAAUAAAGAAGCAAGUUGCUUUUCUGCAUCUAGCCACUAGAUAUUGCUAUUGAGGCUGCGAGAAUUUUAUUUAUCACGUGUUUUGGUCCUUGGGACCUCUGCUAUUUUAAAAUAGAACCCUCUGAAAGUGGCUGUCACUGUAAAAUAUGAACAUUGACGCGGUGGUCCAUUUGAUGGAUGGAGCGCACCUGCCCUCAUCCACACCUUAUUGCUCUUAUCUAUACGUCUGUCUGUGGAUUAUUGACUUUUGUGGCAAGUCGGGCCCAAUUUGCCACUCGGCUGUAGUCUGUCCUACAUCCCGGUCUCCCCGGCCCACCGGUGUCAUCUGAUAAGGGGAGAUCGGGCGCAGACGCAACGUUUUGGUUGCAGACAGAGCCCAAGGUCAGCACUUUAUACAAAGGUGAGAGCUGCUCAUCUUCGGUGACCAAUAAGAAUGACGACUCCCGAUGGGGGCUUCCUCUUCCUUUUAUCUUUAAACACAGAAAGUGGACACUGUUAUCGUUUUAUUCAACCCUGGAGAGGUUUAAGAGGGCUGUACAAUGAAAGUGCAGGCAGUUUUACUCGCGGAGAUCGAGAGUGGCCGAAGAGAGAGAGAGAGAGAGAGCGAGAGCUGCAACGGCAGCUACAAAGGAUAUUCCCAUCAGGCAUUACUCUUCACUGAGCUUCACACUAAAACAAGACAAGAGCAACCCACAUUACAUUUUGUCUGGACAUGAUAAGAACUUGAGUCGGAUUGGGUUUUUCUAAUUUUGAUUGUUUAAGGCCACAACGUGAGGUGCACAUCAUUUCGGUACCCUGUUACCGGGCAGAUUUCGCCAGAAAACACGGAAUACACCCUACAGGACAAGAUCGAGUCCCGUAUGUCCAAUCACCAUCGACCACCCGGUAUGGUCACGGAGUCCUCCAAGCUUGUGACCACAGCGGCGAUGGAUGCUAGCUCAGCAUCAAAGGGCUCGAGAGGCUUGAGCAAAUGUCAUAGUUUCGGCAAGAGGGAUCAAGCUAUUAAACGAAACCUCAACAUCCCGGUGGUCGUGAGGGGCUGGCUCUAUAAACAGGACAGCUCUGGAAUGAGGCUCUGGAAACGAAAGUGGUUUGUCUUGUCCGACUUCUGCUUGUUUUACUACAAAGACAGCCGCGAGGAGACGGUCCUCGGUAGUAUUCCUCUGCCCAGCUAUCUCAUCGCACCAGUUGCGCCUGAGGACCACGUCAACCGCAAAUAUGCUUUUAAGGCGAGCCACACUGGAAUGCGUUCCUACAUCUACAAUAAGAACUCUGUGAUUGGCUCACAGGCGGAACACUGUGGGAUGCGGACGUACUUCUUCAGCGCGGACACGCAGGAGGACAUGAAUGGCUGGAUCCGGGCCAUGAACCAAGCGGCGCUGAUGCAGCAAAGUCACACCAUUAAGAGGGAAAUAGAAAGGCCUGAGAAAAGCAUACAGCAGGCAUUUCCUCAGACCAAUCAUAUCACGCAGACUACACCUCAGUCAGAAAUAUUUUCAAGGAUGGACAGAGAGCACCCUCGGGAUGAUGGUGUGCGGUUGGCUCACAAAGAAGAGGGGAGGCACAUGUUGGAGGUUCAAGGAAGGCCCAGGUUGUCGGAUCCAAGGGAGAGACUCUCUCCAAACUCGUUGGACAGUGCCCCUCAAAGGAACGGCCAUCUGAGUGUCCAGCCAGGCCCCGUGCCGUCGGAACAGCACAAUGGAAACCUGUUGUAUCAGAGGGGGGCUGACACAGAGAAACAUUCACAGAGGAAGAGUACGCUGGCUCAGGUGGAGCACUGGGUCAAAGUUCAAAAGGGUGACCCGCCAAAAAGCAUUCUCUCUGCAGAGUACAACCUCCCUCGGCGAACUCCCCCCUUACAGUCCAAAGUCAGCACAGCAGACGCGUCCUGCCAGUCACUGCCAAAGUCUCCCCGCAUCCCGUCCGGCAGCAACUCUCCGUCCUUCGACCUGCCCAGCGACUACAAGUACGCUCACGACCGACUCAGCCAUUUCCGCAUGUCCACGGACGAGCGCGUGGCCACCAAGGAGGGGAUGGUGUGGCAGUUGUACGAGUGGCAGCAGAGGCAGCAGUUCCGACACGGCAGCCCCACGGCGCCCGUGUACGCCGGCUCCAACUUCACCGACUCCUCAUCUUUCACCGUCACCGUGGAGAUGCCGCGCUCCAUUUCUGUGCCACCGUCCCCCUGUGAAGUCCCACCGUCCGUCUCCCCGUCAUCCUUCAAGCCGCUGUCCCCCCGCAGGCCACACACGCCUUCAGGCAGACGGACGGUCAGGCCGCUUGAUGAUUUGUCAAGUGUGGACAACACGAGAGCGACCUCCCCGGGCCACAUCAUUACUCGCCUCUCACAGACCUCCCAGAUGGCGAGACGCUCCAUGCCAGCUAUGGGCUACAUCACACACACCGUCAGUGCACCCAGCCUCCACGGCAAAACGCCCGAGGAGCUGACUCUGCUCCUCAUUCAGCUGCGGCGGCACCAGGCCAAGAUGGCUGGUGUGCAAAGCCCAGCUGACGGUGGUGGCGGCGGCGCGUUCGCUCAUCUGCGGCAUCAGCAGCACAACGGCCUCCUAGGCACCAGCUUGCAGGCUGAUGAUACUUACAUACAACUGAAGAAGGACCUGGAAUAUCUAGAUCUGAAGAUCCAAAGUCAUGAGCCGCUGAUUGUUUCAAUUCACAGCAACUUUGAAAACGCCCCUUUUGGAUACUGUUGGAAUGUUACUGGACGGGAAAGCCUCAGAAAAGAAGCGCAGAAGCCUGUUAAAAUCGCUGAAAGUGAUGCUGAUGUGAAAUUAAGCCGACUAUGUGAGCAAGACAAGAUUCUACAGGAGCUGGAAGCCAUGAUACGUACACUGAAGGAAGAUAAGGACAAGCUGGAGUCAGUGUUGGAUGUGUCCCACCAGCAGAUGGAGCAGUACAGAGAUCAGCCAUCCCACAUGGAGAAAAUUGCUUACCAGCAAAAACUACUGCAGGAGGAUGUGGUGCACAUCAGGGCGGAAAUAUCUCAAGUGUCCACAGAGAUGGAGAAUGCAUGGAAAGAGUACAUCAGGCUGGAGAAAGAUGUAGACUGGCUCAAAGCGGCUCUGCAAGGACACAUGACUCGCACUGAUCUUUCUCAGCAAGAAAAGGUCCAGAUGAGGAAAGAGCUUUGGAGGAUUGAGGAUGUUAUCGCAGGCCUCAGCAGCAGUAAAGAUAACUACAAAGUCACUAUCUCCUCUGUGACCAACCCAGAGAGGAAAUUUGUGCCUUCCGCGUCGGCGUCAUCAGUGCCUUCGAUGUCCGGAAGCCCGCCUGCUAUGGAGAUGAGAUUGUCCCAGCAGCAGAAGCAGCCGCAGCAACAGAGCCCCCACCUCAGUCCGACUAGCCACGAUGCCACAACCCACACGCUAUCCUCCAGCUAUAGUCAACAGCCACUCCAUUCUACAACCAACACUGCUGGCCAGACAUGGGCUGAGGAAGAUGUGCCCCCCAGACCGCCUCUACCUCAAGUCUACAGUCUUGACGAACACCCCCCUGCCGUACCCCCCCUUCCCAGGGAGACGAGUGUUAUCAGGCACACCUCGGUGCGCGGGCUCAAACGACAGUCUGAUGAACGAAAGAGGGAUCGAGAGACAGGCCAAAAUGGAGACGUUAAGGUGGAACUCAGGCCUUUCUUGAGCGAUCCUGAGCUCGUGGGUGUGGGAGACGGUUCCAGCGUCACCAGCGUGACAUCAUCAGGACACAAUGGAGGGUAUCAGACUUUACCUAGCAGAGGGGUAGCCGGCUCCUCCCUCAGACUGAAUCACUCCUCAAACAUCUCAUCUUAUGUGACUCUACGGAGAGCGACGUCAGCUCCCGGUGUGAAGGAGCGAUCAAAAAGUGCCUUAGAGCGUCUGUACUCUGCAGAGGUGGCGCCUCAACGUGGAAGGAUGAGCGCUGACGAACAGCUGGAGAGGAUGAAGAGGCACCAGAAGGCUUUGGUGCGACAGCGCAAGCGCACCUUGAGCCACGGGGACCGCCGCGCCUCCACGUCGUCACGCUCCUCGUCCUCACGCCCACUCUCGGCCGACUUUGGAUCUUGGAGGAGAGAGCAGGAGUUUGACCUGCAGCUGCUGGAAAGGGCCGUCCAGGGCGAGGAGGCUCAAGCUGUGCGAAGCGUUCAGGGGGAGGAGAGGCCCCCUGAACACAAAGAGAGACCCCGAUCGCAUUCCGACGAUUGGCUGAGCUUCAGCUCUGCGACAGAGACUCCUCAGACCCUCGACGGCCUGGAAACGUCAGAUUACGAUGCAGAUAUACUCAAAGAGCUGUCAAAACCUCAGAAAGUGUUGAUUCCAGAGCGAUACGUGGAUUUAGAGCCAGAGGAGCCUCUGAGUCCUCAAGAGAUGGAGGACCGACAUCGGAAGGUGGAACGGAUCAAGAGCAUCCUCGCAAAGUCCAGUGUUCAAAAGCUGGCACCAGGGUUAUGUGCAGACAAGUCUGAGGUGAGCCUGCUGGGGCUGGACUCGGUUUUACAGGAGCAGGAGAGGAUCAUCACCAUGUCCUACAUGCUGGCCUCAGAGGCCUCCCUCAAGAGCAAACGGGUCACAGUUCCAUCACAGGGUAACAGCCCCGUCCCACCUCCUCCGCCGCCUCCUCCACCUCUUCCUCCUCCCCCUCCUCCUCUUCCUCCUGUAUCUGAGGCUCCUGUAGCCUCCUCUCCUCUAAGCAACGGCAUUCACUACACAUUUGUGUAAUACAAGAAAAAAACUCAAGCAAUUUCUGGACACUGAGGUCCUCUAUGACAAUGGCAACAAACGGCAGGAUCCUAUUAGACAACAAGCUUAGAACUGAUCCUGGAUAUAUUUGUAUCCAUCACUAGAUGAAUGUAGAACAUUUAAUCUUCUCAUACAGCACCAACAACCUCUGAAUGGAUUUUUGGUUUCCAAAAGAAAUCUGCAGCACUGAACUCUUAAAACAUAUAUUUUUUCUAUAUAUGCGAUUGCACUUUGAGGACUGAAAUAUUUUUGAGUUGGCCAUGAAUUAAUAUUUGUUGAUGUCAAAACCAAGAGGGACUAAAUCUGUCAUGACUGUAGAUUUUUACUGCAAAGAAAGUCGAUUUUGUGGGGGGGGUGGGAUGAUUUACAAAUAAUAUCCUGUACAUAUCUAGCAAAAUAACAGAUAGUCUUCUUGUAGCUUUUAUUUUUGCCUAUUUCCGGUUGGAAUAACAUUACACACAGUAUAUUUUGUGUGACUGUGAAGCUCGCACAAAAGCCGUUCAUUCAAAUGUGUCCAUUAAAGCCAUUGACACAAACUUUGGUCAGGACUGUAUGUGCACGGUAAAGAAUUUCUCUGUUAAAAAAAAAAAAAAAAAAAGAAUAAAUUACAGGCAGCAGGGACGCCAGUAUUUAUUUUACAAAGCACCUUCUGUAAUUUAUUUUAACAGCAUAGUACUGUAUUUUGGAUUACAGUACAUGACAGUGGGACAAGUGUGUUAUGGUAUUUUUACGGUACUUGCCGGUUUAGAUAUUAAAUCUGCUAUUUAUUAAUAA
Molecule: messenger RNA, 8987 nt
Organism: Syngnathus acus (greater pipefish)
Lineage: Eukaryota; Metazoa; Chordata; Actinopteri; Syngnathiformes; Syngnathidae
Gene: plekha7b
Product: pleckstrin homology domain containing, family A member 7b
Exons: 28
Coding region: 4344-8192 (1282 amino acids)
Molecular function (GO): protein binding
Source: RefSeq, a predicted model, not a curated record